Schistocerca piceifrons (Central American locust) is the source of this 609-nucleotide messenger RNA. RefSeq names its product transcription factor Adf-1-like. Bases 88 to 393 code for a protein of 101 amino acids. Lineage: Eukaryota; Metazoa; Arthropoda; Insecta; Orthoptera; Acrididae. The record is from RefSeq and is a predicted model, not a curated record. Gene Ontology annotation, biological process: regulation of transcription by RNA polymerase II. The transcript has 3 exons. Gene Ontology annotation, cellular component: nucleus; transcription regulator complex.
GUUUUUACUCGGCCCCUGUUUAUAUAUUUUGGAAAGCGGGAGGUUAGGUAGAUGUUGUUCGAAAACUUUGCUUGUACCUAACAUAUAAUGGAGUUCGACGAGUAUUUGAUUGAAUUAGUUCGUUCUCAUUCAGAGCUAUAUAAUAUGACUGAUAGGAGAUAUAGUGAUUCCGUUUGGAAAGAAACACUGUGGAAGGAAAUUGGAGAAGAGAUGGGGCGUCCAGGCCCUGAAUGCAAGCGGCGAUGGGUGUCACUGAGAGACCAAUUUAGAAAAUGUGUUAUUAAAAAAACAAAGAGUGUACAAGCCACCAAUCCAAGAAGCCAUGGAAGUAUGAGGAGAUUAUGGCUUUCCUGCACCUAUACAUGCUGGAGCGGGAAACAGUUUCUAACAUAACUGUUGAUAUUUGUUCAGAGGAUGAAUCAAACAGUGAGGUGUCAUCGCCUAUUCCGGACAUUGAAAAUAACAGUGAUUUGAGGUCAGAGACAAGCAGGCCUGUCAUGCAAAAGCGUAGUCAAAGUGGCAGUAAGAGGAGAAAUACAGACUCUGCAUCUGCUUCUCUGAUGAAUUAUAUUCUACUGACACAGCCAAAGGAAGAUCACAUUGACAGUU